GCAUGCACUUGACAAAGAAAGCCCACAAAAAGAGAUAAAAUAGAAAGAAACGUGCCCCUUCUAAAAACACUAGUAAUUUCCAAGAAGGUCAUUACUUACAAUUUACACAUUAUAAGUACAACAAGAAGCACUAGAACACCUUUUGGUUACUCAACAAAAGCCAAAAAAAUCCCAUUAACUUAUAUUUGUAGCUAUGGCCACAAAUGCUAUUCCGGCACCGGCAGAUGACCGGAAUAUUAGCCGGAAAAUCGGACGGUCAUCGAGGACGAAGUGCCCGGCCCCCUUCUUGUCGAAAACUUAUGAUCUUUUAGAGGAGCAAGAAGAAGAUAAUACUUAUUAUAAGGAGCAAAGUAAGGUUGUUUCAUGGAAUGCUGAGGGAAGUGGAUUUGUUGUGUGGUGUCCAGCUGAGUUUUCUGAGCUUAUGUUACCUAAAUAUUUCAAGCACAACAAUUUCUCCAGUUUCAUCAGACAACUUAAUACCUAUGGAUUCAAGAAAGUAGCAUCAAAACGGUGGGAAUUUCAGCAUGAAAAGUUCCAAAAAGGGUGCAGGCAUUUAAUAGCAGAAAUAACAAGGAAGAAAUGUGAACCAAGUGCCUUCCCUACAUACUUAAAUCCUUGUGAAAAGAGAACAUUAUUAGCUAGAAAUGAAGAGAAUACAACAAGGCAGAUGCUUAUGGAAGAGAACCAAAACUUGAAAAAGGAAAGGAUGGAAUUGCAAAUGCAAAUUGCUCAUUUCAAAACAUUGGAAAUGAAGUUGCUGCAAUGCCUUUCUCAAUGUGUGGAAAAUCCACAUACUAAAACUAGAAAGUUGUUUUAGAGGCUCGGGAACUUUGUACGUCGAGCUGUUUUUUUUUUUUUUUUUUAAGUCAGACAUGUAUUAUUAAUUAUCUCCUACCCCAACAAUCCAAAAAAAUAAAGAAAAGAAAAGUCUGGAAAGGGAGAAAAUAAUUAAUUGACCCCCACCCCACCAAUAGGAGCUUUGUAUUUUAAUUUUUUAGUUGCGCGUAUAUAACCACUCUGACUCCAGCCCUCUGAGAAAAGAAAAAAGAAGAGAAGGGGAAAAGGGAGAAUAUAAUUAACCCCGCUCCCCCUCUCAAUCUCCUAAUAUAUUGUUAGUAACAAAAUUGGAAGUUGUCUCUUUCAAGUCUUGCCCAAAAUUUUGGGAGCUUGUCAUAGGAAAUAUAAUUAGUUGUUCUGGUCAUAACCGAUGAUUCUUUUCAACACUUUGAUUCUAGAAUUUUCAAUAGAUGAGCUUAACAUCUGAUAUAUGUUAAUCUAUGGCAAUUUAUUCCUUGUGAA
Messenger RNA from Lycium barbarum (goji berry), 1299 nucleotides. RefSeq names its product heat stress transcription factor B-2a-like. The transcript is spliced from 2 exons. Gene Ontology annotation, cellular component: nucleus. Lineage: Eukaryota; Viridiplantae; Streptophyta; Magnoliopsida; Solanales; Solanaceae. The coding region runs from base 194 to 817 and encodes 207 amino acids. The record is from RefSeq and is a predicted model, not a curated record. Gene Ontology annotation, molecular function: RNA polymerase II cis-regulatory region sequence-specific DNA binding; DNA-binding transcription factor activity. Gene Ontology annotation, biological process: regulation of transcription by RNA polymerase II.